CUUUUCAAAUGGCAGUGACCAUGUCCGGUUUUGAGGCUAUGGGCCUUGCACCUGCUUCGAUGCCAGUCAUUGGGACUGUACUCGAGGGUUAUGCGAUAGGAUUCCGAACAAUACGCCGAGUUCUAGGCAGAAAAAUUUACGCCCUACUCACCGUGGCCGACGAUCUAGAUAUACAGUCUAACCGGUUCAAAAACGUGGUUCAAAUACUCCUCGGGGAGGCACUCGGUGCUGAGCAGGUAUCUAAGAUGCUUCGGAGCGGCGACCCAACGGUGUGGAGUGAUGCGAGUGUCCAGGCCCAUAUCAACACUGCACUGGGGACAUCUACCGACCAAUUCAAUGCGUUGUGUGGCGCGUUAAGUGAGAGACUUUCUGCCUUAUACAAGAUGUACGAUGUAAGGCAGGAAAUCCUGCCGUGUUAUCCUUCUGACUUCCACCCAGGAAUAUAGCGACGGUAGCGGACGCAUGAAUCGUGCGAAAUCUACUCUGGAUGAUCUCAGGCAGUUCGACACACAGAUAAUCCGAGACGUUGAGCGUAUUUCAAGUCAAAUUCAAUUUGUCAUUAACACCGCGUUAUCGCGACCGAAAGCGAACUUGGUGAUUCGUCCACGCGCCGCCCUAACCUGGCAGAUGGCAGAAACUGUGGCACAGCGAGCGAUAGUAUUACAGCGCAUAUUCUCUCAGGGCAUGGCUGACGUCCGGCUCUUCGCUUUCUGCCCUUUGAUUAGUAUAUUCGAAGGCCCUGUUUCGACUUUCACCUUCUUGUUCGAGCCCCCACCUCCCCCCCCACCCCAUUUUCCCUCUGCGCCUCGAUGGGAUUGGCAUGAAGCCAGUGUUCAAAUCUCGCCUGUAACGGAUCAGGCCCUGGGCUCCGAAAGCCAACCCAACGAACGCAAAAGCCAAGUUGUGCGCCUUGAAGGUUCAUCGCCGGACCAGGGUCAAGAUUCCAGCGGCGACAAGCCCGAAGCUUUUUGGGUAAAUAGCCCUCAGGAGCUAUGUCAACUGUUUCAAAACGGAUCGCUGCCCUAUCUGACAGCAAAUGUUUGCCUCAAGGAUGCACAAUCGGAAUCUGUGGUCAUGGUUACAACUCGUAGUCGUGACAAUCUGCUUACAGUGAGGCUGAAGGACUUGUUAUACGUGCAAGGUGGGAUUCGAAGACUUGCUAAGUUGGCUCUUGCCGUUGAGCUGUCGCGAGCUGUCUUUAUGUUGCAAGGGACGGGGAUAAUCUCGGAGAACAUUAAAUCAGGAAAUGUCUUCUUGGCGAUGGAAGACAGCAAAAUUCGUCUGAGAAACCUACUUUUGCCCGCGACAGUGACGAACAAACAGCGCACGGAAGACCAUACUCUCCAAGAAGAAAAUCCAUCGAAGAGUGUCACCAGCUUCGGGCGUGCUUCUAUGACGCUGGGCAUUCUUCUCGUCAAGGUGCUUCUCGCGCGGGACAUCCUACCUGACGAUGAUCUCAAUGAUGUUUCCUCGUACGAAAGACGCCCGGAGGUUUUGCGCGCGCUUGAAGAAAUCCGGUUCGAGUUCGGCCAAUCCACCUCUGAUGCCGUUAGGCAAUGCCUAUGUGGUAUAAGCUGUAUAUCCAACAUACAGGCUCAGCGAAAAGCAUUUUCUGACUUUGUACUAUUACCUUUGGAAAACGACCUCCAAUAUUUGGAACCGGAAAGGCCAGGUAGGAAUGCAGAAAUUAUACUGCCCAGCUACUGGUACCACGUUAUUGGCGCAUCCAAGUAUCCAGCAUUUCCAGCAUUUCCUGUCGCCCUCGCAGAGGAUAUAAGCCAAAUAUCCCUUCGAGUAAAUCCUGGACUUCUGCCAGUUGUCAAAGGAUACCUUCAGGAAAUGCAGGCUAGCUGUGCAGAUAUUGCAUGGUUGGAUGAGGCAGUCUCCGAGCAAGUACGCCAAUUCGAAAAGGUACUGAUACAGUUCGAGGGGCCGACUCCGCCUAUUCCAUGGUACAAUGGCAGUGUGUCUAGAGCUACGACGUUAAUCAAGCGGUGUUCACGUGUAAUUAGUACCAUACCAGAAAUAUACUACCUCGACGCACGGAGCGCCGAGAGACGCAGAGCACUCGAGGACUUGCAGAUCCAGCUGCAUCUGGGGCUCUUGGAGCUGGCAAGCUUGCUGGCUCAACCUGAAUUCCCGAGUUCCCUUGCGCUAUCUUCGGCUGCUUCUGUGGCGGAUGAGAGCUCCGUCUUUGACAACGACUCUUUUACCUUAAGCGCACGAACGUCUAUUGCCGAGAAUCUUUGCCCUGAGACUCGAUUUCUAGACUCAAAAGCUCUUGCGCAGGAGAUUCUUAGAGCUUUGAGCGAUGUAAUCCACACAGGAAAUUCUACUGCAGGCCGACAACCCGUCAACGAGGCAGGCCUUGCGUCAGAGCUGCGAGAAAUACUCGGCAAAUAUUUAGCAUCCCUCCAGCAUAUAGAUCAAAAAGAGCAAUCGUCUGCGGAUACUAUGCUCAGCCCAAUUUACCAGAAGGCGCACACCUUGGUCUGCCGAGAAACUGAGUUCCUGCUACAACAGCUGAUUUCCAUGUGUCGGGACCAGUCCUACAGUGGCAUGAUUCGUCACCAUUCCGAGAGUACCACAAUACCCGACAUUCCUGCAGUGGAGACUGUCCCAGAGCCGCUGGCUCUGAACUUCUUGCUUGGUGGCAGGGCCUUUGGACGCAUGAGACUCCACCUUCAUCGCCUAGUGCGGAAAGACAUGAUCGACAUCAUCCGAGAGGAAGUGCUGCGGAACUUGCCCUUGACAACUCUAGGGCUUUACACCACGGCAUUCAACGUCCGCUGGGAUGUUGCCGAAUUCAUUAUGAAUGAAUUCGAUAAAACGACUGAGAUCGGGCAGAUUCUGACCAUAACGGGGGGGAGCUCGUAUGCUUAUGCCGCACGCUGCGCCGAUUAUCUUAACUGGUUAUGGAAAGAUUCCAAAUACGACAUCCAUACGCUCGUCCAACACUAUCUCAAGCAGCAUAUCUAUGUGCACGCCGAUUCAACACUCGUGAUCAACAAACUUCCAGAUGGUCAGCCCGGUAUUAGGGCAACGGUAAUCGGGGGAAAGGAAACCAUAAUCGAACUUGCACAGCAGCUAGCUUGGCUAACCGCGGCCCUUCGUUCUUCCACUACUGGAGCGGUUUUAUCCGAAGUCGAUUUCUUUGCAAUAAAGGAGACGGAGUUCUUCAUCGAGCCCGGCAGUCUCUUAACACUCUCACAGACAAUCACAGAGAAAGGCCCCUGUUGGCAUGGACUUGUCCGGAACGUUUCAAUUGCCAAUGGAUUUCCGAUACCCCCAAGGUCCGGCCAGGUUGGACUAGAACUACCCUUGGCCACGAUGCUAACCCUCAGUCGGGCGAAGACUUUUGUGAUGUCGAAUAAGCGAGUUGCACUCUAUGGAUUCUCGUCCUUCUUGUUUCCUACAGAUUUCUAUGAUCCCGAGCAUGCCGAUGGUCAACCCGAGUCCGAGCAAUCGAUUCAAUGGCACUUUGAGACAACCAGUAAGCCCGGCCAGUACUUUGACUGCGCGAAUUAUCUUGCAGAGUCGAGAUGUACAUGGUCCGAUAGCGUGGAUGAGCGGACAAUUACGAUGUCCAGGCAUUUUAUCGGUUAUUGCAGAGUGGCUGAAUUCCGUCUCGCUACCUCAACGUCUGACUUCACUAACCUCCAGCAGUCGUCCCUCCCUGAUGCUUCUACUCCCAUGGGGGUGAGGAUAGAGGCCAUAACUGCAGGAACGAGCGGCCUCGGAUUCGCCACUGCAGAGGCUCAAGGAACGAUCAAGUAUCCCAGGAGCAUCUUUACCCUAGCAAGCCCAGAUGAGUAUCUUGGCACCAUGGACACGCUCCAGAGAAUGUCGAUGAUCUUGUGGGACAGCAGCGACCAAUGCGGAUGGCUGGUACCAGCACAAGCACUUUUGCUUCACAUGGCCCAUUUAUGGGUCUACCGGAAAAAUAUAACUCCAACGUUCAGAUACGCAGACCCAAGUCACCCUUCAUACCUCGAGCAAGUAAACGACAUUCUGCGCACAGACCGAAGGAAGGUCCUUGAACCUAGUGGCCGAGACGACGACACCGACCGCGAGCUGAGACAUCUGAUUAUGAGAUUCUGGAAUGAUCUUAGGGCCUGCAUGAUAGCGCAGCAGAGCGCCGUUCGCGAUGGUCAAGGGGUCAUCGGCGCAAAGUCCCAGGCGCUAUCGGGAUGGGAGCUGAUGGACUUUAUCUUCCGGCCACCGUUUCUCUUCUCCAUGAAGCAAGACAUGUCCGGUCCAUCGGACAACAGCUGGCGAGCUCUAGCAGUGCAAAAGAACAUUCCUGUGUUAUUCUGCAAAGGGGCGGGGGACGUAAUAACCUCACCUGGCUCCGGCUUCCUAUGUGCUCACUGCAAUAUAUCUUUGAGGAAGGGGUCCUAUCUGAUUGCUAGCCUAGCAUCUCUGAAGCAGAUGUCGGAGCAGUUUGGUGGCUUCCGCACGCAGACGCAGUUCACGGCGGACUGGGGGUGGAAACCAAUUGAAGAAGCAGCCUUAUUUGCACAGCACUGUCGCGCGCAGUCCGGCCUGGGCAUCUCGUGUCAUGAGCGCAUACAAAAGCUGAGCGCAUUUCGCAACUGGCAUGGGGGUAGCAAUCUGAGCCUUCCGAUAGAGGGAGCGGUUGUUUUUGGGAGACCAGGCUCGAGGUUCUCGCAUUUGAUCCUAUCUGGCGCAGGUCAAUCACCGUCCAACACGGCCAUGGUCAAACAGGGGACCUUGAAGAGGUUGACCCAGAAAUUGGCAAGGCUAUCGCCUCGAAGCUGA
Messenger RNA from Aspergillus calidoustus, 4782 nucleotides. The record is from the annotation of a GenBank genome assembly. Lineage: Eukaryota; Fungi; Ascomycota; Eurotiomycetes; Eurotiales; Aspergillaceae.